GUGCACAAAGACCUUCUUUGCUUCUACUCGCCGUACCACGAUAGACUUCUUAACGGUCCUUUCAAGGAAGCGGGUUCAACACGGAUCAAGCUCCCUGUCACCAGCUUGGUUCUCAAGUUGUUCUCUACCUGGCUGUAUACUGGUCAAAUCAUUACGCCUUCCACGCAGGAUGCUUGCAGCGUCAACAACCCUGAGAGAAGGAUUCAAUACGACCGGCAUCACACAAAACUCGUCGAUCUGUACAUCUUUGCAGACUCCCUGAACUGCAUUGCUCUGGAGCGCGCUGCCUUUGUGCAACUCUAC
Aureobasidium pullulans EXF-150 is the source of this 303-nucleotide messenger RNA. RefSeq lists its product as uncharacterized. The record is from RefSeq and is a predicted model, not a curated record. The annotation marks the transcript as partial. The transcript has a single exon. NCBI's taxonomy places the organism in Eukaryota, Fungi, Ascomycota, Dothideomycetes, Dothideales, Saccotheciaceae. Gene Ontology annotation, molecular function: protein binding.